UCGGAGAGACCUGAAGCACCUCCGUUCACUUCUGUUCCAACGAAGCAAGAGAGCGAGAGAGAGCGCGCACGCACCAAUCACGUGAGAAAAAAAAUUGCUAUCUAACGUUCUCACUCGUGAUUGGUCAAUUCUUAUGUAUACAAUAUGCUCUUAUUGGCCAUUUCAGAGCUCAUGAACAUAACUACUCCCAGCUCAUCUGAGUGUUGGUAACCUGGGUUACAUAUACAUAUCUUGAGUGAUUUAUGUACCCAUUAAUCGAAAGUGGUGGUUAACCUGCAACAUGGCCUUUAAAAACACGUUAUAAACACCAACAUGUGGAAGCCAAACUCUCACUGCGCGUGCACAUGCAUGUUCAACACAAUACAUUUGUAGAAGUGGAUUAAGGUAGUAAGGAGCUGUUCACCCUAUUCUGCUAUAAUAUACUGUACUAGGAACUGCAAGAUCUAGGGGGUCUGAAAAACAUCUCUGUGGAGCUUCCUGAUUGGCCAGUUAGUGAUGACACAGUGCUUCAUUUGGCAACUGCUGAGGCUCUAGCAACAGGAAAAGCAGGCGAGGAGCUACUGCAUGAGGUUGCUUUCCGAUAUGUGGAAGGAAUGAGGGACAUGGAAGGGAGGAAGCCAGGACCUUCAAGUAUUCUAGGUAUUGCACAGUUGCGCCCAGGUACUGAAGGGGGUUGCAGGGUGCCAUAUAACCCAGAAGCCACAGGUUGUGGGGCAGCCAUGAGGUCCAUGUGCAUUGGUCUUAGAUAUCCUCAUCCUGAUCAGCUAUCCUCAUUGGUUGAGGUUGCUGUGGAGACUGGUAGAAUGACCCAUCCUCAUCCAACUGGUUUCCUUGGAGCUGUGGCUUCAGCCUUGUUCACCAGUUAUGCAGUCCAGCGAAGACCAAUCACAACCUGGGGUCUGGGUUUAUUGGAGGAGGCUUGUCCUGUCGCAAAAUCAUUUGUUAAGUCUGCAGGAUAUGCUGUUACAGAGACUGAGAGAGACUGGGACUACUUUAUUGGAAAAUGGAAAUGGUAUUUGGAUCUAAGAGGAUUGUCUUUGGGGACUGGUCAAGUUACUUGGCCUGACAAGUAUGGGCCAGAAGAACGAGAUGAGGCCUACAAGAGCUUCAGUCUUUCAGGUUGGGCUGGUCGAAGUGGUCAUGAUGCUCCAAUGAUCGCUCUGGAUGCCCUCUUAGGGGCAGGCUUUGACUGGGAGGAACUCAUGAGUCGAGCAGGAUUUCAUGGAGGAGACAGUGACAGUACUGCAGUGAUUGCCUGUUGCUGUUGGGGUUUGCUGUAUGGAAUGGACAGAGUCCCACAGUGUAACUACAGAAACCUGGAGUACAGGGGACAACUGGAGAGUGUGGCUCAAAAGCUGUAUGUUCUUUCUCACUGCUAAAGCAAAGCUGUGAACAAAGAGAAAAUGUUCACAUUGACACGAAUUAAAUUGUUUUAGGUUAAUAAUGUCACUUGUAGGUGUUCUGCACUCAUGACACCUUAAAAGUCACACAAUCAUCAAAAAUAAUGAGGUUGAUGCAAAUUACAGUCUAUGUGAAUUCUCCUUUAAAUCUAAUGUACAUGUUACAUGUAUAUUCCUUCAUUAAAAUUAAUAAGUAAUAAAUAAAUGCAUAAAUA
This is a messenger RNA of Carassius gibelio (silver crucian carp), 1615 nucleotides long. Its product is annotated as ADP-ribosylhydrolase ARH1-like. Bases 594 to 1379 code for a protein of 261 amino acids. The record is from RefSeq and is a predicted model, not a curated record. Lineage: Eukaryota; Metazoa; Chordata; Actinopteri; Cypriniformes; Cyprinidae. The transcript is spliced from 6 exons.